AUGGAUGAACAAACUCUUGAGGCAGCCAUCACUACCUAUGGUGCCCAGUUGCAGCAGGUGGAGACAGCCCUGUCUGCUGGCCUGCACCCCUCCCAGCAGUCAGACCUGCUCAAGCUGAAAGAGGACCUUUGUCAGCUGAUAGAGCUCACAGAGUCCAGCCUGAUAUCUGUCAGAAAGAGUCAACUUCUGGCCAGCCUCGAGGACAGUCAUGGACUGCAGGCAAAUACCUCAGGGGCAGCAGCUAGCAUGAACAGUGCAAACGGAAGUUUGGGAGCUGAGUUUGCUGCUUUCUACUCUGAACUCGGGGAGUCUUCGGGUAGUAGUUCUGAUACUAGAGAGAGGGACAAUGAGGAGGAAGGUGGGGUAGAAGAUGGUGACGAGGAGGAGGAGGAAGAAGAAGAUACACUCAGUGGUACUAGAGUAAGAGCACCUUAUCGGACAACAUGGGGGACACUGGAGUAUCACAAUGCCAUGGUUGUGGGCACAGAACCGCCAGACGGAGAAGAGGCACAAGUAAGGGUGCUCUACGUCUACCCCACCCAGAAGUCUAUGAAACCCUGUCCAUUCUACCUAGAGGACAAAUGUCGCUUCCAGGAUAAUUGCAGGUUUUCCCACGGCGAAGUGGUGUAUGUGUCAGAGCUCAGAGAAUUCCUUGAGUGUGACCUCAGUAAUCUUGAAGAAGGCUCGUCCUGCUUGGCUCGACAUGAGGACGGCAUCUGGUACCCAGCUAAAAUCAAAGAAAUUGACAGUGGUUUCUACACUGUGAAGUUUGACUCACUGCUGCUAAAAGAUGUUGCGGUCGAGGCCGACUGUGUUAUACCGCCUUUGAGAGAAGACGACCCGCUCUCCUCUGACUCUGACCUGGAUGACACUGAAGAAGAAGAUGUGGCUUAUGCAAAAGUUAUGGACUCUGCUGUGGAAUCUACAGCAAUGUUAAACAGUGAAAACUUUGGUGGCUGGGAGGCACAUACCAGAGGCAUUGGAUCCAAGCUUAUGCUAAAAAUGGGCUAUGAAUAUGGGAAAGGCUUAGGAAAGCUGCAGGAAGGCCGAGUAGAGCCAGUCAUGGCAGUGGUCCUACCCAAAGGUAAGUCUCUAGGCCAGUGUGCUGAGUUCACCCAGAGACGCACCCAGAGCAGUGCCGCCCAAGAUGAGACACAAACGGGACGGCCAAAGAGACGAAGAAAGCCUCGGGUCGCCACUGGAGGUCGCCAUACCGUCUUUGACUUUCUCAACCACAAGCUAGGAGGCAAGAGCACUGAUCCUGCUGAGAGGGGUGCUGCUGCACCAUCUGCAGGGACUGGGGUGGAGGCUUACAGGGGAGGAAAAAGCACCAAGAGGAGUCUGAAUGUGAAGCUGUUCCAGGCUGCUGAGAGGGUGUCCCAGACUGAGAGGGAGAUCCAGAAAUUGACUGAAUCACUCAGCAGACAAACAGGAAGGGACACAUCCAGAGUAAAGCAGCUGGAAGAGAAGCUGUCAGCAGCCCACCGGCUGCUGGCCCAGCAGAAAGCCCAGGAGCUGUCCAUCCAGAGAGAAAACAAGAAGGCUGACACACACAAGAAGAUGACUGAGUUCUAAGCUCAGUUCUCACAAAGACUUUGAGGAGAAAGGGAAGCACUGCUUGCCUGAAUUGAACUUUUGUCCCUUGCCUAUUGUGAGUUAUUUGCAACACUGUUUUUUAUGUGAUUUUUUUUAGCAUCAUUUUUCACCAACUUUAUUUGAGCUGGCAGUGGUGCCCACUUUCUGCAAAAUGGAUCAUUUGCUGAAGAUCAUUUCUGAUUCUCAUUUUGUUUUCAAGAAGUGAGCAAUUUAUUUUGUGUGAACAUCUGUUUGGUUUCAAAUUGUACAAUUUUACAAAAUUUUAUUUGUAAUGUACAUUUUCUCUCAGUGUAUUUGCCUUUAUCAGCACUAAAACCCUGUGUUUGUAGAACCUACUGUGCAUUUUCUUUUCUUUUCAGCCAUACACAUUCUACACAACUAAACUCCAGUGUAAAGAACUGUUUCUCUACCACAGAAUUCUUAAUGUGUUCUUUAUUAUACUUUUCUGGAAGAUGUUUCUGGCCAGAUGCUACUCAGAUGGUUAGUACAGUAUACCCUGACUUGGAUUUCUGACUGAUUUUAAAAUUACAUCCUCAGGAGUCGGGAGACCUUUACAGAGUUUCGAAGUGAAGCCCCUCCAUUUGCCCAUACUUCUUACAGGCUCAUACACAGUGUCUUUGAAGCUAUGACCAUAGCCUCUCCAUUAAAUUAUGAAUUUGGAAAGUACCUCCAGCCAGCUCGUAGGUUGGACACACAUUGUAGGUGGUGGGUGGGCUGGGUAGUGAUGGCGUCUAACCUUUAGACUCAAGUAAAGGUUGAAGUCGUGAUGUUAGGUAGCUGUAGAUGAGGUCUUAAACCUUCUUUGUUAGCCUUCUAUGAGCUAUUUCUAAUCUGAAUGUCAUACAGUAUAAUAACAGGGGAAAAAUAAAAGAACACAAAACUAC
Micropterus salmoides (largemouth bass) is the source of this 2480-nucleotide messenger RNA. RefSeq names its product zinc finger, CCCH-type with G patch domain (gene zgpat). Gene Ontology annotation, cellular component: nucleus. Gene Ontology annotation, biological process: regulation of transcription by RNA polymerase II; negative regulation of DNA-templated transcription. Gene Ontology annotation, molecular function: RNA polymerase II cis-regulatory region sequence-specific DNA binding; DNA-binding transcription factor activity, RNA polymerase II-specific; metal ion binding. The transcript is spliced from 6 exons. The record is from RefSeq and is a predicted model, not a curated record. Lineage: Eukaryota; Metazoa; Chordata; Actinopteri; Centrarchiformes; Centrarchidae. The coding region runs from base 1 to 1575 and encodes 524 amino acids.